This is a messenger RNA of Adelges cooleyi (spruce gall adelgid), 856 nucleotides long. It is a transcript of the gene Acbp1, whose product is annotated as acyl-CoA-binding protein homolog. Bases 182 to 442 code for a protein of 86 amino acids. Gene Ontology annotation, molecular function: fatty-acyl-CoA binding. NCBI's taxonomy places the organism in Eukaryota, Metazoa, Arthropoda, Insecta, Hemiptera, Adelgidae. The transcript has 3 exons. The record is from RefSeq and is a predicted model, not a curated record. Gene Ontology annotation, biological process: fatty acid metabolic process.
AUUAUCAACAUACAUUUCCCGGCAGUCUGCAGUAGACACACACAAUAUACAAGAACCGUUAUCAGAAUACUUCAUUUAUCAUUAGUAGCGUUUCGUCCGCCGACAUUUGAACUCUUCGUUUUCCACGUACACAUUCUGCUUACCUGUUCUUAAAAGUCAGUACGAAGAAAACAACAUAACCAUGUCUUUCGAAGAAUCAGUGGAAAAAGUGAAAGACUUAAAACAAACACCGAGCGAUCAAGAUUUAUUAGAACUAUACGCCUACUUCAAGCAAGCAUCAGUUGGCGAUUGCACUACAGCCAAGCCUGGCUUUUUGGAUUUUAAAGGAAAAGCCAAAUGGGAGGCAUGGAAUUCCAAGAAAGGCGUUGGUAACGAAGAAGCUAAGGCCAAAUAUGUUGAAUUAGUUAACAAGUUGAUCGAACAACAUGGUCUCAAGGGCUGAACCAAGCGCAACUUACUGACGUUAAUGAACAAUACAAACAUCUACUUUAAGUUUAAAGUUUAUACAGAACAUGUAUACGCUAAUGUUACUAUAAUUUAAUUGGCUGUUUCUUAUAGUAAACCAGAUCAAUUUCUUCUACUUAAAUAUCAUAUAAAACUAUUUAUUUAUUAAGUUUAUAAUUGUAUUCUUUCACAUCACAUUAGUGAUAUAUCUAUGACCGAUAUCUUGUUAUAACCAUUUUAUUACUUGCAAUGGAACCCAUACUGGUAAUUUAUCAAUGCAACAAAAUUAUUGGUUGUUCCUGAGGGAGAAAAUUUAAUAAUAAUUUAAUAUUGUUGGAAUUUGUAGUUAAGUUUUAACUUUUACCUGAAAAUUUUAUUUGUAUUUCAAUAAAACCGAGAAAUUAUUUUCUGA